This is a messenger RNA of Racocetra fulgida, 334 nucleotides long. NCBI's taxonomy places the organism in Eukaryota, Fungi, Glomeromycota, Glomeromycetes, Diversisporales, Gigasporaceae. The record is from the annotation of a GenBank genome assembly.
AUGCCAAAAUCAAAAUCUGCCAUGACAAAAAAAGUUUCUGUGAAAGUUCUUGCAGAAAACUCUGUGAAGGUCUCUGCAAAAGUCUUUGCAAAAGUCUCUGCAAAGGUUACUGCAAAAGUUCUUGCAAAAGCCUCUGUAAAUGUUCUUGCAAACGUCUCUGCGAAUGUUCCUGUGAAUGUUCCUGCAAAAGUCACUACAAACGUUUCUGUGAACGUUCCCGUGAAAGUCCAUGAUGACAAUAAUAAUGAAGCCCCCAGCGACGAUGAUAAUGAAGCCCCCAGCAACAAUAAUAAUGAAGCCCCCCCUCCCUGCGAAAAUGAUAAUGAAGCCCCUA